UAAUUUAUACUUUAACAUUCUACUUGGGCCUUGGAAGGGCAACUGUGAUGAUUGAAAGGCCACGCCAAGCCAAGCCUUCUCUCUCCGUUCCAUCAGAUAAAGACAGAACGGCGGAUAAGGCAAAACUCCAUUAGAGAACAGAAGAAAAAGAAAAGCUCUUUCAAUACAAGAGAAGAGUAUUGGGCCUUUUUUCUUUUUUCUUGUUUUGGGUGGUAGAAUAGUUGGAGAAAAUGGAUUCAAUCGUUUCCAUAACGCGAACCCCAGAUGGGUUUUGCUCAUUUCACAAACCAGUUUCGGAGAAUGGUAGCCAUGUAUGCAAUGGUACUAAGAAAAAUUACUGUAUUGGGGUUUCAGUGUGCUGCAAAACUCGGGUUCUAGCUCUGUCUCACAACGUUGAGUGUAAGAUAAAUGAGGGUUAUCGUAAACAUAGGAGAAACCCUGUUCUUGCUCUCUCCAAGAUUGAAACUUUAAUUAGCUCCAAUGCUAAUAAGUUGCCGAAAGUUAAGAAUUCUAUUAAUUUUGAGGAAUUCGAUGGUAACAAUCAGCUCCGUCGAUUUGUUAGACAUGGGAAAUUGGAUGCAGGGCUAAGUGUUAUUGAGGCAAUGGUCAAUCGCGGAGAUCAUCCUGAUAUUAUAGCCUGUACGAGUUUAAUUCGAGGGUUUUGUAAGAGUGGAAAGACUAGAAAGGCUACUCAGAUCAUAAACAUGUUAGAGAAUUCUGGGGCUGUUCUUGAUGUUAUAACUUACAAUGUUCUGAUCAGUGGGUAUUGCAAAUCUGGAGAGAUUGAUAAUGCUUUAAAGGUUUUGAACCGAAUGAGUGUUGAUCCUGAUGUUGUUACAUACAAUACCAUUUUGCGUACUCUUUGUGAUAGUGGGAAAUUGAAAGAAGCCAUGAAAGUACUUGAUUUGUGGGAGCUGAGAAAGGAUUGUUAUCCAGAUGUGUUUACAUACACCAUAUUGAUUGAGGCAACUUGUAAAGAGAGUGGGGUUGAACAGGCAAUGAAGCUGUUAGAUGAGAUGAGGAUUAGAGGUUGCAAACCCGACGUGGUAACUUACAAUGUUCUUAUUAAUGGGAUGUGCAAGGAAGGGAAAUUGGGUGAGGCAAUCAAAUUCUUAAAUAGCAUGGCAUCAGAUUAUGGCUGCCAACCAAAUGUAAUUACUCAUAAUAUUAUUCUGCGUAGCAUGUGUAGCACAGGGAGGUGGAUGGAUGCCGAAAAUCUGUUAGUUGAGAUGGUUAGAAAAGGUUGUUCUCCUAGUGUUGUUACUUUCAAUAUCUUGAUUAAUUUCUUGUGCAGGAAAGGUUUACUAGGUCGAGCAAUUGACAUCUUGGAGAAGAUGCCUAAGCAUGGUUGUACACCUAAUUCCUUGAGCUACAACCCAUUGCUUCAUGGGUUUUGCAAAGAGAAGAAGAUGGAUAGGGCAAUUGAGUACUUGGACAUAAUGGUGGGCAGGGGGUGUUACCCUGAUAUUGUUACCUAUAACACUUUGCUCACAGCAUUAUGCAAAGAUGGGAAUGUUGAUGUUGCUGUGGAGAUACUUAAUCAACUGAGUAGCAAGGGAUGCUCACCUGUUCUGAUCACCUACAAUACUGUAAUUGAUGGGCUGUCCAAAGUGGGGAAAACGGAUCGUGCUAUUGAACUAUUGGAUGAGAUGCAGAGGAAAGGUCUCAAGCCUGAUAUCAUUACAUACUCUUCACUUGUUGGAGGGCUUAUCAGGGAAGGGAAAGUUGACGAAGCUAUAAAGCUUUUCCAUGAGUUACAAGGACUUGGAAUAAAGCCUAAUGCAAUCACCUUCAACUCUAUCAUGUUGGGACUUUGUAAGACUAGGCAAACCAGUCGUGCCAUCGAUUUUCUGGAUCAUAUGGUAUCCAAAGGAUGUAAACCCACUGAAGUGACAUAUACCAUUCUCAUUGAAGGUCUAGCUUAUGAAGGAUUUGCAACUGAGGCUUUGGAGUUGUUAACUGAGUUAUGCACUAGAGGUGUUGUGAAGAAAAGUUCUGCAGAUCAAGUGGCAAUAAGGAUGUAGUUCAUUCUCAUCUCUUUAUUCUCACCAAAACUAAACAAGAGUACAAUAAUAUGUGUUGGUUACAGUCUUUUAGUUUUAUUUAUGAGAGUGGGAAAUCAAUUUUGUUAGUGAUGUAGCUCUAGUGAGAUAACUCCUUGUACUUUUUUCAUUAUUAUGGCAAGUAUAGAAGUGAAACUUUUAGUUUUUAGUCAA
Cannabis sativa is the source of this 2216-nucleotide messenger RNA. Its product is annotated as pentatricopeptide repeat-containing protein At1g09900. The transcript has 2 exons. The record is from RefSeq and is a predicted model, not a curated record. Bases 231 to 2024 code for a protein of 597 amino acids. NCBI's taxonomy places the organism in Eukaryota, Viridiplantae, Streptophyta, Magnoliopsida, Rosales, Cannabaceae. Gene Ontology annotation, molecular function: protein binding.